AUGGCUGUGAACAGUGCGCCUCCCAGCGAAGAGCUCUUCGUGACCGGUUUGCCCAUGGAUAGCACCAGCGAGAUGGCAAAGCAGAUCUUCAGCCAGUACGGCUCCGUGAAAGAGACCACGGUCCUUCCCGUCUCCCCAGGGAAGCAGGCCGCGGCUGGCUUCGUGGUGAUGAACAGCGUCGAGGACGCCAGAUGGAUCGUGGAGCACGUCAAUGGCAACGUCCCCCAAGGCCUGGCUAACCCAGUGACCGUCGUCUUUGCGACUCCCAAGUCCAUGCGCCCGGGUGGCGGUGGCAAGGGUGCCGCCAUGAAGGGCAUGAUGAAGGGCAUGAAAGGCUCGGGCAUGCCACCAGAGAUGAUGCAAAUGAUGCAAAUGUUCAUGAGCGCCAUGGGAGGUGGCAUGGGUGGUGGCAAGGGUGGCGGCUGGGGCAAAGGAGGUGGAGGUGGGGCUCGGCCACCCACAGGCAGCGUGAUCCGACUCCAGGGCCUACCGUUCUCGGCAUCGAACGACGAGAUCCAGCAGUUCUUUGCAGGUUAUGGGCUGACCGGACGAAUGCACAUACAGGCCGAUGCAGGCGGCCGUCCCACAGGUAUCGGAUUCGUGGAGUUCGUCACACCGGAGGAGGCGAAGCGGGCUUACAACGAGAAGAACUACCAGACCAUCGGUACCCGGUACAUCGAGCUCAUGGAAGCUUUCGACAAGGAUGUUGAGAUGUACCUGAAUGGUGGCGCCGCAGUCAUGAACGGUGGGGCCAGGGGAUAUUGA
Molecule: messenger RNA, 765 nt
Organism: Symbiodinium necroappetens
Lineage: Eukaryota; Dinophyceae; Suessiales; Symbiodiniaceae
Source: the annotation of a GenBank genome assembly